Cynara cardunculus var. scolymus (artichoke) is the source of this 905-nucleotide messenger RNA. Its product is annotated as probable NEDD8-conjugating enzyme Ubc12-like. Gene Ontology annotation, biological process: protein neddylation. Gene Ontology annotation, molecular function: NEDD8 transferase activity. Gene Ontology annotation, cellular component: nucleus. The coding region runs from base 187 to 738 and encodes 183 amino acids. The record is from RefSeq and is a predicted model, not a curated record. The transcript has 7 exons. NCBI's taxonomy places the organism in Eukaryota, Viridiplantae, Streptophyta, Magnoliopsida, Asterales, Asteraceae.
GGUGUGUAAAGUUGAAAAUUCCUUUGGCACUUUCCAAUUAAUAAUAGCUCUCUUCGAAUUCUAUUGUUUCUUCGUGGGUCACCGCUCCCUUACUCCGUUGAUUAAAUGUCCGGCGACCGUUGAUUGCAACCGUUGAUUCUGGUUCAUCCAUCCGUACCUAACGUAGCACCUCCUACCGAUCGAACCAUGAUUAGGUUGUUUAAAGUUAAGGAAAAGCAAAAACAAGAGGCCGAAAAUGCAACCGCAAGAGGACCCUUAAAGAAGCAAAGUGCAGGGGAACUGCGUCUUCAUAAAGACAUAAGUGAGCUGAACUUACCCAAGUCAUGCACCAUUUCAUUUCCAAAUGGCAAGGAUGAUCUGAUGACUUUUGAGAUCUCCAUUAAACCGGAUGAAGGGUAUUACAUGGGAGGGAAAUUUUUGUUCAGUUUCAAUGUAUCUGGUAUCUAUCCACAUGAGGCACCAAAAGUGAAAUGUAAAACCAAGGUUUAUCAUCCUAAUAUCGACUUGGAAGGAAAUGUGUGCCUCAAUAUCUUACGAGAAGAUUGGAAACCUGUUCUCAACAUAAACACAAUUGUGUAUGGACUGUAUCAUCUCUUCACGGAACCAAACCAUGAAGAUCCUCUAAAUCAUGAGGCUGCGGGUGUUCUAAGGGACAACCCGAAAGCAUUCAGAUCUAACGUGAAGACGGCAAUGGCUGGAGGACGUGUCGGGGAUACGAAUUUUGCUCGAUGUAUCUAACUUAUCAUCUUCUUUCCUCCGGUCGGUGGGUCCAUCCAACAAGUGUUUUUGCUCUCCCCUUGUUGAGUGCAUGACGUGAGCCUCAACAAGGGCACAUCGGUCAUUUUCCUUUUUUCUUUCUCAUCAACAACAAUAUGAAAUAUUCACUAAAUUGCUAUUAUUCGCAC